This is a messenger RNA of Pleurotus ostreatus (oyster mushroom), 678 nucleotides long. RefSeq lists its product as uncharacterized. The record is from RefSeq and is a predicted model, not a curated record. Lineage: Eukaryota; Fungi; Basidiomycota; Agaricomycetes; Agaricales; Pleurotaceae. The coding region runs from base 1 to 678 and encodes 225 amino acids. The transcript has 3 exons.
AUGUUCGCCGGUCAUACAGAAGUCUCCACACCAAUUCAAGACGAUCCGAUGUCUCGACAACGGCAUACGACGGUCGAGGAUAUCUUCGAUGAGGAGGUUUCCGAACUCACGUCCCCUGGUGAUCCUCGGAACUUGGCUCGAUUUGUUGAAAGAUUUCCUAUGGAGCCACACCGCUUGCAAAAAGGAACCACACAAUUUGAGCAAUGGCAGUCGGAGAACGUUAGGGCAGGCCGAGAUGAGUGGUAUCCGUUUGCAUCUGAGAGUGAAUGGGAGACAGUGGGCUGGCUUGUUGCAAAUGUCGGUCAGUCGGCUAUAGAGGAAUAUCUAAAGCUGGAUAUUACGAAGAAACAGAGUAACUUGUCAUUUUCAAGCAAGUAUAAGCUGAAUAAGAAGCUUAACGAGCUUCCCACCGGCCCAGAUUGGGAGUGCGAGACGAUCAGUAUUACAGGUGAUCGUGUGGAUAAGCAUGGGCAUGCCUUCGUUGAAGAGGUUGAAUUAUGGCGGCGGGAUCCUGUGGAAUGUGUUUGUGAGCUUAUCGGCAAUCCAGCAUUCAAGGAUUACUUGGCCUAUCUUCCUGAGCAUGUGUAUGGGGAUGCUUCAGGAGAGAACCGGCUGUACGAUGAAAUGUGGACCGCUGAAUGGUGGUGGAAAAUUCAAGAUGAACCCCUGAACCCCUAG